Postia placenta MAD-698-R-SB12 is the source of this 1569-nucleotide messenger RNA. RefSeq lists its product as hypothetical. The transcript has 7 exons. NCBI's taxonomy places the organism in Eukaryota, Fungi, Basidiomycota, Agaricomycetes, Polyporales, Adustoporiaceae. The record is from RefSeq and is a predicted model, not a curated record. Bases 1 to 1569 code for a protein of 522 amino acids.
AUGGCCUACUCACACUAUCAGUCUCUCGGAGCGGAAAAUUGGGGAACCGAGCAGUUCAAGUUCAGCGAACCACCCGCACCAACGUUUGCACCACAGGGAAACUGGGGCGGAUCUGACUACUUUCAAGCGCACGCGUUCUGCAAUGACCCUGGGUUCUAUAACGCCGUGACGAGCCGCCUGUCUUCGGCGGUCGGCGUCGGGUUCAACGAAGCACGCUAUUGGCAUCGCCGCGUUUAUGGCGGUCUGAUCAACCUAGCGCAAGUGCUUCCCGCAGACAUCGGCGCGGCCGCCGCCUACGAAGCAUACCGGUACUGGAAAUACCACCAGCCAGCUCUUUUCCAGCCCCUUGGGCAGGACAUCGAGCGGCAGCGCGAGGCGCUGAUCGCCGUGGCUAUUGCGGAGGCCACACAGCUCUGGCAGUACACGGGGCGCGCGCUCGACGCGUAUGGACGACAAGACGCCGCCGAGUCGGCGGCGGCAACUGCACAGCGCAUCGCGCGGAGGGUCCUCGUUGCUGAAAUGGGCGGGAAUGGCCUCGGCGCGGGCAUGGGCGCAGGAGCGGGAGGCAUGGGUAUGGGCGGGGGUAUGCCUGGCAUGGGAAUGGGCGGGGGUAUGCCUGGCAUGGGAAUGGGCGCAGGCUCAAUGGGUGCGGGGAUGGGUACACCAGGAAUGGGGAUGGGGGUGGGGAUGGGCGGUAACGGCGCCAUGGGUAUGGGUGGAACGGGCAUCGGCAUCGGCGGGGGCAGCAUCAAUCCGAUCGACUACGCGAAUGGGGGUGUGAACCCGCAGAACUACGCCGGGGGCGUCCUGGCGCGCGACUAUGCUCCUCGCCCGGGGCGUGGGCUGCGCCGCGUGUCGUCUGUGGGCUCGACGCUAUCCGCAGCGAUGGGGCGGAUGGGGCUCGGAGGCGGUGGAGGCGUGACGGGGAGCGGAAUGGCUGUGUCGCCGGCAGGCACGCCGAUACCGAUGGCGGGGCAGGGGAUGGGAGUCGGUGGGGGCGUCGGUGGUAUUGGUGCGGGUAUGGGAGGUGUCGGUGCCGGAGGUGGCAUGUACGGCGGCGGCAUGAACGGCGGUGGCAUGAACGGUGGCGGCAUGUACGGCGGCGGUGGCGGCGUCCCAGGUGGUGUCGGCGCGUCAGGGUAUGCGGGUGGCUUCGGUGCAGCACCGACAGGACCUGCAGCCUAUGGUGGUGCGCUGGGAGGCGUAGUACCAGGGACGACGACUGGCUAUGGAGGUGGAGGCGGAUACGGAGGUGGAGGCUACGGAGGUGGAGGCUACGGAGGUGGAGGCUACGGAGGUGGAGGCUACGGAGGUGGAGGCUACGGAGGUGGAGGCUACGGAGGUGGAGGCUACGGAGGUGGAGGCUACGGAGGUGGAGGUGUCUAUGGAGGCGGAGGCAUAGGCGGGGCGUACGGCGGGUAUAGCGGUCAGGCCGGGAUGGCAGGCGGAGCGUAUGGUGGACAAGUUAUUCCACCCGGUUCGACAGUCUUGAUCAAGGACAGAAGCAGAAGCAGGAGACAUCAUCGGCACAGGUCUCGGGCGCGCAGCGCAGAUUCCAGGUACUAUUGA